CGCGCAGUCCGCGCGAGUCGACGCUUCCCGCCAAAACUUGAAUUUCGAACGCGACUUUUCAUAACUUUUUUUAAUCGCGUGUUCACGGCCAGUGUCAAUAUAGUUUUUUUAUUAAUGUGCAUCGGAUCUACUUCGCAUGUGAUGUUGUGAAUAAUGUGAAUAACAGUAGUGUUACAAAGUACAAUCGAUAGAUUCUUUGUGUUCUUACAUUUUAUAAGGAUGGGGAACUUUGACAGGACGAGUUGGUUUUAUACGAUAUUUAAAAUGGAGGUCACAACGUGGCUGUCAUUACUGUUAGCAGUUUUAGCAUUAGGAACCACAGCAUCAGCAAGCGAGCCCCGCGUGGUAUGUUACUACACAAACUGGUCGGUGUACCGACCCGGCACAGCCAAGUUCAACCCCCAGAACAUCAACCCCUACCUUUGCACACAUCUUGUAUACGCCUUCGGAGGAUUCACCAAGGACAACACGCUAAAGCCUUUUGAUAAAUACCAGGAUAUUGAGAAAGGUGGUUAUGCCAAAUUCACUGGUUUAAAGACUUACAACAAGAACUUGAAGACGAUGCUGGCUAUCGGCGGAUGGAACGAGGGCUCCACCAGGUUCUCUCCCAUGGUCGGCUCCAGGGAAAGGAGAAAGGAGUUCGUCAGGAACGCUAUCAAGUUCCUCAGACAGAACCGCUUCGACGGCCUGGACCUGGAUUGGGAGUACCCAGCAUUCCGUGACGGAGGAAAACCGAAGGACAGGGAGAACUACGCCAAGCUGGUGAAGGAGCUUCGGGAAGAGUUUGAGAGAGAAGCAGAGAAGACUGGCAAGCCUAGACUACUGCUUACCAUGGCUGUACCAGCGGGUAUCGAGUACAUACAGAAGGGAUUCGAUGUGAAGACGCUUAACCAGUAUUUGGACUGGAUGAACCUGUUAUCGUACGACUACCACUCCGCCUUUGAGCCCGCAGUGAACCACCACGCGCCUCUCUAUCCACUGGAAGAACCCAACGAGUACAGCGUCGACAACGAACUUAACAUUGAUUACACAAUCAAGUUCUAUAUAGAAAGUGGCGCAGAUCCUUCGAAGCUGGUCCUCGGUAUACCCACGUACGGUCGCUCCUACACUCUGUUCAACCCUGAUGCUGUGGAAAUCGGAUCACCAGCUGACGGCCCUGGAGAACAAGGAGAUGCUACAAGGGAGAAGGGAUAUUUAGCUUAUUAUGAGAUCUGCGAAGCCCUCAAACCUAAAGCGAAGAAGCGUCAGACAUCAGAAGAAGAUUCCGAGGAGUAUGAUGAUGAGGAGGAAGAGCAAUGGACGGUGAUGCAUCCCAACCCUGACGCCAUGGGUCCCGUGGCCUACAAGGGUAACCAGUGGGUGGGCUACGAUGAUGUGGACAUUGUCAGGAAGAAGGCUGAAUACGUUGCAGAAAAUGGCCUUGGAGGUAUUAUGUUCUGGUCUAUCGACAACGACGACUUCCGCGGCGCGUGUCACGAUAAGCCCUACCCGCUCAUUGAAGCUGCCAAGGAAUCUUAUUUCGCUAAACUUGGAUCUACUGACAACGCCAUCACGGAGAGGGCUUUGACCCGCACCACCACCAGAAGGAGGAGCAGACCAAGGAGCACUACCACCACGACCACAACCACUAGCACAACUCCUAAACCUGCUUCCAAGAGCAACCGUCGUAAGACAAGUACCAGCGUGACUAGCACCACUCCAGCUUGGAACAUCAUCACUCCGGAGCCACCCACCACUCCUGACCCAGGAUCAGACUUCAAGUGUGUCGACGAAGGCUUCUACCCUCACCCUCGUGACUGUAAGAAGUACUUCUGGUGUCUCGACUCCGGACCUUCCAACCUUGGCAUUGUGGCUCAUCAGUUUACCUGUCCCUCUGGUCUAUACUUCAACAAGGCGGCUGACUCUUGUGACUUUGCUCGCAAUGUGCUCUGCAAGAACAAGGACCCUCCUGCUAAAGCGUCGACCACUCGAGCCCCCACCACUAAGGCUGCUACCACUACCACCACCACAACGACCACUACCACUACAACCAGACGACCCAUCAGACUGAGCACCAAGAGCUCCUCACUCUUCAGAACUACUUCGACUACUACUCCUGAACCUGUGGAAGAAGAAUAUGAAGACGAAUCACUCGAAGAGCCGACAGACGAGGACGCAGAAGAUCCGAGGGUCAUUAAGGAACUGAUCGAUCUCAUCAAGAAAGUUGGUGGUAUCGAACAGCUAGAGAAGCAACUUGGCUAUGGUGAGAACAACCAAGCUAGUACCGACGGUGCCAUCACGACAACUCCUUCGCCAUUCAAGAAGAAGCUGUACCAGAAGGUGUUGGAGAGGACUCGUGGCAGAAAUAGGUUUACCGGACCAAACAGCAUUCUAGAAAAUUCUGGUCAAAACAGCCGUGGUGGACCUCAAAACGCUGGCAUUGAACCUUCCAAUGAUAAGGACAAGCUAUUAAGAAAGGAUCGACCACAGUAUACCACGAUCAAUCGCCAACGAGGCAAAGGUACAACUGAAGCCACUCCUGAAAGUGAGGAGGCUGAAGAGGAACAAGAAGAAGUGCAGCAGGUCUUCAGAGCCAAGUCAGUGGAGACUGAGACCAGGGUCGGAACUACUGCUAAGCCAUUGCAAUAUGUGAACAUCAGGAGAGCUAGACCAACCACAUCAGAUACUGCUGACGAUACGGCUUCAAGAAAUGCUCUAUUUGAACGCUCGGAGCCUCUAGUGACAGUAUCUGACACAUCAAACUCACUAGACAUAAUUAGCGCGAGACGGGAAAACACUCCGGAGUAUGUAACCAUUAGAAGACAGCGACCGACUACUGAGGAAACUACCACUAUCCAAUACUCAAAUUCUGAAGAAGAAGAAGAACAGCAAGAGACAGCUUUAGAAAGAGAAAUAUCUGCACAACCUCAGUACACUUCUAUUGUACGAUCUCGUGCUACCACCCGUCCCGAAGAAGAGCCUAGCUCUGAAUCCCCUACACUUAGAGUACGUUCCACCACCGUAGCUAUCGAGGAAACCAGUAGCCCUGACCCCACUACCGUCCUAGCUGUUCAAAUAUCCUCCUUACUUAACUCUCCGAGUUCUGAAGUCGAAACUCCCGAGACUGAAUCACCAGCGCCAACGACUGUAGUUGAAACGACAACGACUACCACCACGACAACCACUCAAGCACCUCCCAGUCCCAGCACUCGUCGUACUCUGAUCAGACGACGAGGCUCCACCACUACACCAGCAAGUACUGCCGCACCAUCAAGCACUACCCAGGUGAGUCCCAGGAAUUAUUCUUUCGUGACCCGCCGACGACCAUUGCCAAGGCCAAACGAAAUAUCUUCGGAUUCAGACGAUUCUGCUGACGUAUCGCGUAAAAUUAGAUCUACCACUCCUGAUAGUCGUGAAGUAGAUGAUGGUACACCUAGGGUUACCGGCUCUAGAAGGUUCAGAAGUAGAUUCCAACUAUCGCAAAAUGCACGAAGCGAUGAUUCGAUUCCUGCCGCUGCUUCUCCCGUUUCCAGAGGCCAAUUUAAACCACAAAUUUUGAACCCGGAUGAAGUUAUUUCUUUGACUCCUAUUGAUAUCGAACCACAAUUUGUUCCAAGGCAGGUUUCCAGCUUUAGUUCUAGAGCUGAUAGGCGUUUCCGUAGACCUACCCCAAGCCCUGUUUCUGAUGUUAUCCCCGAUAGUGAAAGUUCUGCUGCUACGCUUGAAACUAGGCGACCAAAUCUUUUGCCUCGUGGUCGCAGUCGAUUUACAAUAAGCUCUACAACAGAGUCUACUGCUCAGCCAGUUUCGUCCUUUGCUCAAAGAAGACCAACUUUUGCACGAUUUACGCCACGACCUUUUACCCGAUCGACAUCAGUGCCUAGUGAAGUUGAUGAAAAUGAGGAAAACAUUGAUACACCAGAAGAAAUUUCUACUCAAAGGAUUGCACCACGUCUACCAUUUGGUAGAUCUAGGCCAUCACCUUCAGCUUCACCUAACAUAGUAGCCAGAAAGUUACCGUUCCCAUCUCGUCAAUCUACUACGCAACAAACUUUGUCUAAUGACGACGAUGAUGAUGAGCCGGAAAACCGUAACGAUGAUAUUUUGCUAUCUGAAAGUGCACGAGAAGAAAAAGAACAUGAAGAGAGUGAGGUGGAAGAAGAAGCACCCAAACGUCGAGUUAUUGUGAAAAAACUGAGAGCACCUGGUGCGAAUGAUGGAACUGUUUCAACCGAAACAAUACCUAGCGAAGAUGGUAAAAAGAGAUUUAGAGUAAUAAGACGUAGACCUACAUCAACAACAUUAGCUCCAGAAACCGUUCCAUCAACUGUAGUAUCGACUGGACCUAGUCCUCAGAGAAUACGCAAGAUUAUUCGUAAAAAAAUAAAACCUAGCGAAGAAGAACCAGAAAUUACAGCUAAAGCUGUCGAUUCUCUGAGCACGUUUAGAAGUUCAACUACCGAAGAAUUUAACUACGGCGAGAAAACUCGAUCGACUACUACAACUACUGAAAGUGUAACAGAGCCAAUUAUUGAAGAAGUAACUGAAUUUUAUAAAAAGAAGAAAAUUAAAGUAGAGUUGCAGAGUGAAAAUGUUGAGAUUACAACAGAAGUUACUCCAAAAACAACUGAAUCUGUAAUUGAAGAAACUACAACAGCUGUUGAAACAAAUACUAAUGGUCAAACGGACGCAAACAAAAAUGAAGAAAGCGUAACAGUCACCGAUGCAUCAGAUGCUCAAUCUGAAACUGAAACUAAGCCUACGGAAGAAAAUAAAGAAAACACUGUGCCUAAAGCUGAAAAAGAUGUGGAGUCCGAAAGUAAACCUGAAAAUCAACCAGACGUAACAGUAAUAUCUGAAGGCAAGACUAUAAACAUUUCUGAAAACAAAGAAACAACAAACACUGAAUCGUCUGUUACGGAAACUGAGAAUCCACAAACAGAAACCACUACAGUAAGCACAACUGUUUCUACUUCACCAUCAGGCAGAACUAGGCUACCAUAUAGGCCACGUAAGAAAUUAUACACACCAUCCACAGAACCCACAGUUGCAUCAACUAGUAGAGUUUUCAGCCGUAAAUAUAAUCCUGGUGUUUACACAAGUCCGGCAACGGCCGACAGGCCUUCAUUCAGGCCGAGUGGAACAACAAGAAGACCAUUCUCUUCGAAAUUGUUUACUAGGCGACCUUUUACUCCAAGAACCACUCAAAGAGUGGAAGAAGAUGAAGAAGAUUACAACGACGAAGAAGUGUUGGAUGAAGAACCGGAACCAGAAAACCCAUUCGUUUUCGUGCCACCAAACCAAUUGUUCACAAGGAAACCUGAUUCCGAAGAAGAAGGCGAAGAAGUUGCAAAUUCUGAGGAGCUUUUGGACGAGGAAGAAGAAGGACCUUAUGACGAAGAAGCUGAAGAUGAAGAUACUCCAUCAAGAUUUGCUCUCACUACGAGACGACCAGGCUUCAGACCUCGUGUCGUUAACUCAAAUACAUUCAGAGCCUCUACAUCGACUACAGAACUGCCAAGGAGAUUCCCAAGUUCUCAAAACAGAACCGGUGUCACAACCAGGUUUAGCAAUAAACCAGCGGUUGACGGCAAAAAGCGAGUACAAAAUGUACCACCUGGUUAUAACUCUCCAGUUAGUGCACCUAGACCUAAAGGUCUUGCUAGCAAAAAUGAAACGCAAGAAGCUGAAAAAGAAUCGAAGGAUAUAACAACCACAACUGGUGCAGCCUCUGAUGGAGAAACCACUACAACAUUUGAUGACGAUUAUCUCACGGUGACUUCUACUAUAUCGACCGACGGUAAGGACGCAACAAGUUCUGAAGAUGUAUCCACAACGAACACUAUACAAAUGGAAACUGCAACUUAUCAAAUGGAAAUUGAUGAUAGUACUGAUGAUUACUUGGAAAGUACAGACACUACCACAAAUCUACCUACUACACAAGAUGGUACUACUAACUCCCAAACUGAAGCUGAAAUCAAAACAACAAUCGUACAAAACACUCCAGUUUACACUGUACCGAAUACAGAAAUUAUUACUGAACCAGUGCCCACAACUGUUGACAUUACAACCACGACUGAGUCUAGCCCACCACCAACACCCAUCAUUAAAACACAAUUCAACAAGCUAUUCUCAGUCAGUAGAGUCGUAGAAGUCAAUUCUAAAAUAGACAAACACCACUUGAACAAGAACAACGAAACGACACUCAUUGAAGAAGGAAAAAUCAUGGUCGAAAAGAAACCAGUUGUCGAUAAAAUUGGAGAAGUUAGCAGAUUCAGUCUUAUCAAAAUAGUUGAAGAUGAAAUCCCGAUCUAUUUGACUAAAUUCGGUCACGUAUACCCUGUUGAACAUCCACCUGAAAAUAUUAUACGGAUUGAUGAAGCUAGAAAUGCAAGGGCUUUAGUCGAUACCUAUCCUGACGCUCCUAAAGAAAACCUUGUUGCGUCCGAAAGUAUUAAUGAAGCUUACAGACAUGUCAAGAAGGUUUCCAAUGUUAAAGGUGAAGUCAAAAGUCAUGUGGAACAUUUACCAAAUGAUGAUUUCUUAAGUUACGUAAAUGAAGAAAAUAGAACUGAUAAAGAAGAAGGUACUCCAUUCUCUUCAUGGCAAUUCGUUCCUGCGGCAUAUGAGAAUGAACAAAUUAGAAGUGCAAAAAGUUUUGAAAUUGUAACACCGCGAUCAAUGCUAACUAAUCCGUCCACUUUACCUUUAGAAGGACUGUUUAAGACUGAGAACCCACUUAUGGCACGAAAAGUAGGCGAUGACAAGAACCAACCAUUUGUUGUUUAUUCUGCACCAGUAUCUAGCCAGCAAGAGGAAGCUAACAUAGUUAAAGUGUCGGUGUUAAAACCUGAGUCUGGUCGUAGCAUUUUGACGUUUGCAAAGGGCCAAGAAUUUAACGGAGGGUCUGCUGAUGAAGUGGCUACCAUCAAAUACCCUGUUAAUAUUUCAGUUAUUCCUCAAACCACGGAAAGUACAACAGCGUCUCCUUCUACACCUACACCUACUCUAUCAACUGACGUUUCAUUGACAAGUACCACAACGACCACAUCAACGGAAAAUCCUUCAAGUCCCAUUAUAGAUUUACUUUCAACAACAAUUUCUAGUACACAAGUUCCGACGACGAUAUCAACAGAAGCACCUAACUCUGUAGUUACAAUGGAAACGGUGCCUGAAGAAACAACCACCGCGAAAGCAUCUCCUUUGGAUGCCAAACGUGCCAAGUUUGCAUUCCCAAGAAGACAAAUCUUAAAAUCCUCAAACUUUACACGACCGAGUAUUGUCCCAAGAACUGUUAAGAAAAUCAAUGCAACUGUAGUAUCCAAUUUGAACCAGAAAGCUAACAAAACUGCUUUCAGUCCGAGCAAAUCGCGUUUCAGUGCAAACAGAGUUCAAAACGUACCCGUAGAUCUUAAGAAGAAGCCUAACACUCCCAAAGUAGCCAUUAAAACUUUUACCACAACAAGAACAUAUACAACAGAAAGUCCAAAGACCACGACAGAAAGAAAAAUAUAUUUCAAACCAAUCAGACCUAACUUUAGACCCGCGUUUGUACCACGAAAAACGACAACACCACCCGUCACCACCGGAGACACCUAAAUUUCGAAUUAAUCUAGUUCUAACUAGAUUUAAGCGGCUCCCACUAGUAGGAUCCGGUUUCCCUGGCCAUAAAAACAAGAAUGACUGAUGAUAUUAUUUUAAUAAUUGGGUUUUUAAUCUGCAAGCAAAUCGUCUGAGACGGAAAUAUUACGUUUUGCAGUUUUCAAAUUAUCAUUCGUUUAUCUUCCAAGACAUUUUAUUUUACAAGAUAAUAUUGAAGAUAAUACUCUAUUUUUAUACUGAUGGGAUAACUUGUAUAUAUACAUAGGAACACAACAUCAUUAUAGUCAUAUUUCUUAGACAUUUUAAUAGCUUUAAUAAUAUUCUAGGUUUUAAUGAAAGUUUUAUUGUACCAAAUAAUUGUAUUUAUUAGUUCGUUUUGGUAGAAGAGACUUUCACCUUACAAAUGUCAUAGGUUAUGAUUAGAAUACAUUUAUUUAAAGGUUCUAUUAUUAUAUUAAUAAUUAUUAAUCGUUACCAUUAAAUGUACAUAUGGAUGGUUAGCAUUGGGAUGUUUUAUGUAAUAAUGUGAAUGAAAUAUUGUAACAUUCAAGAAAAGGUUUGUAAUAAAGUUUAAG
Spodoptera exigua (beet armyworm) is the source of this 8156-nucleotide messenger RNA. The record is from the annotation of a GenBank genome assembly. Lineage: Eukaryota; Metazoa; Arthropoda; Insecta; Lepidoptera; Noctuidae.